UGCUUCCUUCCAAUCCCGUGAUUCUAUCAAUGACGUCGUGAUGAAAUCACAAAACCAUCAAACGGAGGCAGUAGAGAGGGAGAGUAGGAGAGAGAGUGUGAAUUAGAGGGUGGAACAUGAGGGAAGUAACUAACGGGUACCAACCACGCCUACCAAACGGCCACUCUCACUCGUAGUAUAUAUACCCCUCUUGUCCUCCCCAAUCUCUCUUCUUCUUCCAUCAUCAAACAACUCCUACUACCAACUUCAACAAUCAACAACCACUUCUACUCUUUUCCAAACCAAAACCAACCACCAACCCCAAACCUCAAAAUGUCUGCUCCCAACGCCAACAAGCCUAACGAGGGCAUCAUCGGCCAGAUCUCCAACUCUGCCCAGAACGCCGUCAACUACGUCUCUGAGACCAUCCAGGGUACCUCCGCUGAGGCUUCCAAGGAGGCCAACAAGGAGCAGGCCAAGGGCAACAUCCCCGGCCAGGACUCCAUCGGCGACCGCGUCUCUGGCGCUCUCGGUGCCGGCUCCGACAAGCUCGACCAGCACAAGCACGAGGGUGCUGCCUCUGCCAACAAGCACUCCAUCUAAGCGAUGACCUCUCCAUCAACACAUUGCUCCUUCUAAAUCGCCAACUCUUCAACUCCUUUGUACUCGAAUCGAAACAUCAAAUACCCCUACUUCACGAUCAACGACUACGACUACAUUCAUGAGUACUCGAUUGCAGACUAUCACGGAAUAAUGCCACUGGCUCUGGAGGUGGAAGGAAACUUUAUACCUAUCAAUCCAGUAUAAUAAUUCAAUUCAAAUAACUUCAAAC
Messenger RNA from Aaosphaeria arxii CBS 175.79, 811 nucleotides. RefSeq lists its product as uncharacterized. The record is from RefSeq and is a predicted model, not a curated record. Lineage: Eukaryota; Fungi; Ascomycota; Dothideomycetes; Pleosporales. The transcript has a single exon. Bases 313 to 582 code for a protein of 89 amino acids.